This is a messenger RNA of Gadus morhua (Atlantic cod), 3213 nucleotides long. Its product is annotated as solute carrier family 46 member 3. Gene Ontology annotation, biological process: vacuolar transmembrane transport. The transcript is spliced from 6 exons. The record is from RefSeq and is a predicted model, not a curated record. The coding region runs from base 274 to 1869 and encodes 531 amino acids. Gene Ontology annotation, molecular function: transmembrane transporter activity. Lineage: Eukaryota; Metazoa; Chordata; Actinopteri; Gadiformes; Gadidae. Gene Ontology annotation, cellular component: lysosomal membrane.
GCCUUUAAUCAAGCCCAUCCCUCGGGCUCUGCGAUGCGAUGCGGUCAUUCGUUUACCUGUUGCAGAGUGCCUCCGGAGACCUGCACAGGUGAUCAUUACCACCACAUGCAACACUCAAGAACCACAAUAAGCGUGAGAAGAGGUGCAAUCCGGCUGAAGGAAUAUAACAAUUGUUUUACCUACCUUUUGCCACCGCGGAUUUUCGAGAUUUCGUUCUGUAAUGCUGCGUUAUUGAGCCACGUUAACAACGUACAUCGCUUCUCAAGGUAAGCUAUGGGCGGCUCCUACCUGAUCCAACCCGUGGUGGCGUUCUACAGCUUCGGGUUAUUCAUGACCAUACCGCUGCUGCAACAGUACGUGUACAGCAGACUGUGGGAGCAGCUCUCUAGCGCCCCCUACUCCUCAUCUCAGAGCGCACAAUGUGUCAACAGUUCUUCAAAUCUGACCUUCACAAUCAUGGAGGUGCAGAAGCAGGCGUCUGUCUUCAUCCUGUACGCAGAGCUGAGCUUCCUGGUGCCCAGCAUGUUCUCCUGCCCUCUCCUGGUCUCCUGCAGCGACUCUCUGGGCCGGAAGGCGGCCAUUGUGCCCCCUCUGCUGGGAAACCUGCUCUUCAGCGUCUGCUGCUUCCUCAUCAGCUGCUUCUCCCUGGACCUGCACUUCCUGCUGGGGGCCGGCUUCGUGGCGGGGCUAUUCGGGGGCCCGUCGGCGCUGCUGGGGGGCUGCUUCGCCUACGUGGCCGACCGCUGCAGAGAGGAGGCGCGUGCCGGGCCGGGGCCGGGGGCCGGGGGGAGCGUCGGAGGUGCGAUGCAGAGCCCCCCGCCACCUGGAGGCUCCCCGGAGACAGAGGUGCGGCAGGGUCCCUCCCGCCGCCGGACCCUGUCCAUGGCCAGCGUGGACCUGAUCUGGGGCCUGAUCGCCGGCCUGGCGCCCGCCUGCACAGGGGUCCUCAUCUACGCCAUCGGGUUCAGAUGGCCCUUCCUCAUCGUCUUCCUGCUGUACCUCCUCACCCUGGCCUACGUGGUCCUGGUCCUGGGAGACUCCCUGGCCUCGGUUAUACCCUUGCCAUCGCCAUCCUCCUCCUCCUCUUCCUCUUCCUCCUCCUCCUCCUCCUCCUCCUCCUCCUCCUGCCCCUCGUUGCGUGGUUGCUUGGGCCUGUCGAGGCAGAAGCUGCUGGGCCAGCUGCAGAGCGUGUACAUGAUGUUUGGAACGGGGAGCCGCAGGAGAAACACCGCGCUGGGACUCACACUGGCAGUCUUUGCUCUGUUUAAGAUGUGUAGGGACGGGGGGAUGUCCAUCAUUAUCCUCUACCAGCUAAACCAGCCCCUGUGUUGGAGCGAGCUCCUGAUUGGCUGUAGCUCCCUACUGGGCAUGAUCGUCCAUCUGGGCAGCUACGCGGGCGUGUCCUUCUUUUCCCGUUGCCUCGACGACGCCAACGUGGUCCUCCUAGGACUGCUAUCCCUCGCCGGGGGUCUGCUCAUGGCCGCCUUCGCACACACCACGCUGCUUAUGUUGCUGGUCAGGCUUCCCUUAAUCCUGUCCGACAUGCCGAGUGCUGUCCUGCGCUCCAUGAUGUCAAACUUAGUCCCGGGCUCUGAACAAGGUGCCGUGUUUGCGUGUGUGGUGUUCCUUGAGAUGUUGAGUGCGUGCGUGGCACUUGUGGUGUUCAACAGCACCUACGCAGCCACAGUGACCUGGUUCUCCGGAUUCAGCUUCCUCCUCGCCUCCCUCCUCACAGUUAUCCCGGCCCUACUGAUUGGCGUUCUAAAAGGCCUCCCACAGAACAGGGAAGAGGACAGAUACAGUCUGACGGCCGAGGAAGUGGACUUCGGAACAGGCGUCGUCGAGGCGACAAUCACUGGGGCGGUAUAGCUUCUCCACUGGGACUCUGUCCGCACUCGGUAUUCGUACCCAACAUCCUACCACACUUACUGUUAUUGUUUAUAUCAGCAGAGAUCCACACUGGCUAGAUGACACCACACUCUGAAAUACUCAUGUCAACCAGUUGGUACGAUGCCAGAAAUGUAAGCACUAAAGUGCUGCUGGUGUUAAGUAUGUGGAAGCUAUGGCAGCCCAGUGCUCAUGGUGCUUGACUACCAGCCAAAGGUUGUGGGUUCCAAUCCUAACGUCAACAGUCUAUCUGGAGGCAUUCCUGAGCAAGAUGUCUAAACCCUACCUGCCCAUUAAUGGCAUCUAUGACCUAUUGGAUCAAGGCUUCAAGUGAAUCAAUGGUAAAGCUGACUACUGUUGACCUGAUUCCACCUGAGCUGUUCUGUAAAGGUCCUAUGCUGGGGCUUAAAUUGGUGCACGUUGCGCCCACUUCCUUUGGAAAGUUUCAGAAAAUGCAGUGACUCAUGCUGGGGUGACUGUGGUUGAACCCAACCAUACAUCACACACUACCGACUCUUCACUUACACACCUCCAUUUAUAUUGUUUCAUUGAUUUGUGAUUAUGUUUUGAAUACAAUUAAUUAUGUUCAACUUCAUUUCAUGUGCAAUUUCCCUUUUUUGUUGUGCUCUGUUGAGCUACAUGGGCGACAGCAUUUUGUCAAAUUGGUCACACAUAAAACCCCGCUGUUGAAUAUUGUACAGUACAUACUUGGGGGCCCAUGGAGGGCUGGUCCCUAAAUGUGUGUCAUUAAUGAAACGAUAGGGUUCAACGUCACCAAGGGAUGGAUGAGAUCCAUAACGUUUGAUGGGUAACUUUAUUAAAUCAUAUGUGUAUUACACUUAAAAUAUUUUAUUAAAAUAGAGAGCAGCAAUUUUUCUGAAGAACAGUAAAGAACUGAAGGGCAAUAAUGUGUAUAAUGAUAAAAUGCAAACAAAUAACUUGAUAUUUUCCAUACAUACUGACAUUUGUUUGGCUCGCUCUGAUACGCCGAUGAGCCAAUAUUGCACUGCUUGAUAAAAUAUUAAACCAUGUUGGUGAGACAGAGAGUCAUCCAAACAUGUUACCAUGACGACAGUAUAAAUAUUUUGAUAACCCUUCCUGACAUUCUAAUUCCCAUCUUGUCAGCCACUUUAAAUGAGUUCACGGCAUCAACAUUAAAAAAGGUUUACAUUAAAGAUGGCUGAUUAGAUGCUAUGUAGAAAAGGGUUAAGUGAAUGUUCGUAACAGGUAAGCGACGGUUAAUUUAAAAUGCGUUUGUGUUUGGCGUGGUCUGAGUAAGGUAGGUGUGGCUGAAAGCAAAGCCUGAUGCACACCGACCAAAAAAAA